UAUCAUUGUUGUGUGCUUUGUAAUUUAAAAAUAAAAAAUAAGAAAAGCAUUUAUUUUGACAGCGGGAACGCAAUGUAUGUAAAGCAAAACUAAUUUUUUUUUAAUUUUUUUUUUUGUUGAAGAAAUAAGAUUUUUACCGACAAGUUAAUAUUUCAAUACGCAAUGCGUGCCGUUAACUUCUUGAGGUUACGCAAAUGUUGCAGCAGAAUAUUUCAGACUAAUGACAUUCACAGAUUUUAUUCUGAAGAACCAAAAAAUAAGUAUAGAAAUAUAUUGAAGUUGCAUGAGAGAGGAAUGUAUCAAGAUUUAUUUCCAGAUGACAGUGCAAACAACGUUUCAAUAAUCUUGAAUAGGUCACCACAAUGCGUUUAUGCAGGCUUUGAUCCAACAGCUGAUAGUUUACAUGUUGGCAAUUUGUUAGUAUUAAUGAAUCUUUUGCAUUGGCAAAGAGGUGGUCAUCAAGUCAUAGCCUUAGUUGGUGGUGCUACUGGUCUUAUUGGAGAUCCUAGUCAUCGCACAAGUGAACGAAUAGCUAUGGAUGAUAUAGUACUAAAAAGAAAUAUAGAAAGUAUUAAACAAAAUAUAAUAACUAUAUUUGAUAAUCAUGCAAAGUACUUCUGGCAAAAUAAUCCAUACCCUCUUAAACCAAUCAUGAUUGUAAAUAAUAUUGAUUGGUAUAAAGAUGUGAAGGUUCUUGAUUUCAUAAAAAAUAUAGGAAUACAUUUUAGAAUGGGAACAAUGUUAAUAAAAACUUCUGUUCAGUCACGUUUAGAGUCCAAGACUGGAAUGAGUUUUGCUGAGUUUACAUAUCAAAUCUUGCAAGCUUAUGACUGGUUGUGUUUAUUAAAAAAUUAUGGUUGUUGCUUUCAAAUUGGUGGAAGUGAUCAAUUAGGUAACAUUGCAGCAGGACAUGAAUUGAUCAGUCGAACUGAAAAAAACCGUGUUUUUGGUUUUACAUUACCUUUAAUAACAGCAGAAGGAGGAAAGAAAUUUGGAAAAUCUCUUAAUAAUGCUGUCUGGCUAUCACACCACAAGUCAUCUAGUUUUGAAAUGUACCAAUACUUUAUCAGGACAGCUGAUGCUGAUGUUGAAAACUAUUUGAAACUUUUUACUUUUUUACCUCUUAAACAAAUUACUUAUAUUAUGAAAGAACAUGAAAAAGAACCUGAUUUAAGAAAAGCUCAACAGAUAUUAGCAGAGCAUGUUACAUUAUUAGUGCAUGGAGAGGAAGGAUUAUUAGCUGCUCAAAAUGCAACAUUAUUAUUGUAUGAUAAAUCAAUUGAAUCAUUAUCAACAAUGACACAAGAUCAGAUUGCUUUAGCAUUUGAGGGUGCUCACAUUGUAGAUUUGGUCCCAAAUGGAGAAAUGACAGUCUUUGAUCUAGCGAUGAAAGCAAAUUGUUUCAAGACUGAAAGAGAUGCUGUCAGAAUAAUCAAAGCUGGUGGUUUAUACAUAAAUUAUGAAAGAGUUACUGAUUUAGAAACUGUCAUAAAACAACGUGUUCAUAUAUUACCAAACAAUGUAACACUUAUAAGAACUGGUAAAAGAAAUUAUCAUUUAGUACGUUGGAUGACAUUACGCAGAGUAGAAGAAUUAAAAUAAAUUGAAAAAAGUGAUUUCUGAUUUAUAUGUUUUGUUAGAAAAAUAAUAACUCACAAAUCGUGAAACCAUGUACUUAUAAUACUUUAUGAAAAUAGGCACUAUUACAA
Messenger RNA from Phymastichus coffea, 1709 nucleotides. RefSeq names its product tyrosine--tRNA ligase, mitochondrial (gene TyrRS-m). Gene Ontology annotation, biological process: tyrosyl-tRNA aminoacylation. Bases 163 to 1602 code for a protein of 479 amino acids. The transcript is spliced from 3 exons. Gene Ontology annotation, molecular function: RNA binding; ATP binding; tyrosine-tRNA ligase activity. Gene Ontology annotation, cellular component: mitochondrion; cytosol. The record is from RefSeq and is a predicted model, not a curated record. Lineage: Eukaryota; Metazoa; Arthropoda; Insecta; Hymenoptera; Eulophidae.